Molecule: messenger RNA, 510 nt
Organism: Eimeria mitis
Lineage: Eukaryota; Apicomplexa; Conoidasida; Eucoccidiorida; Eimeriidae
Exons: 3
Coding region: 1-510 (169 amino acids)
Source: RefSeq, a predicted model, not a curated record
AUGUACAGCUGCUGCUCAGUGAGGCCAAGCCCUGUGCUGCAGCAGCAGCAGCAGCAACAGAAACAGCAGCAGCAGCAGCAGCAGCAGCAGCGGAGACAGCAGAGCCUUCUUGCUUCUCCCCAGACUCUGUGUGUCUUCUCACUGCCAGAUCAACAGCAGCAGCAACUGCAGCAACUGCAGCAACUGCAGCAGCAGCAGCAGCAGAAGCAACAGAAACAGCUGCAGCACCUUAACAAUCAAGGGUGCUAUCAUCAUCUCCGCGUGCAGCAACACCCCGACGACCAGCAGCAGCCGGCUAACAACCAGCAGCAGCAGCAGCAGCACCAUCACCAGCAGCAGCAGCAGCAGCAGCACAACAACAACAACCCCCCCCACCACCAUCAACAUCUGCAACACCACCACCACCACCACCCCCACCACCACCACCCCCCCCAGCAGCAGCAGCAGCAGCAGGAGCAGCACCACCAGCAGCAGCAGGAGCAGCAGCAGCAGCAGCAGCAGGAAAGAUGA